AUAUUGGAGCAGCACAACCAGUCCAGCAUUGCUUCACAAACACCAUGGGAGAACGCAGGGCCGCACUCAAACAUGUUUUUUGUACAAAUGUCAUUCUUCUGUUGAAUCUGCAUCUUGGUGUCGCUGCACAGUUAUGCAACUUGGAUGUAAAGAUCAAAGGGGGAGAUGUCAUUCUUCCGGGUAACCCGAUUCCAGGAAGCAUACUGCAUUAUGUCUGCCCUGAUGGGGCAUAUCCGUAUCCUGUCGCAUGGCGAGUGUGUCAGAGGGAUGGCAGCUGGACACCACUACUCAGUGACUCUCGAGAACAUUCAAGAUUAGCUAGUUGUAACCCUAUGACGUGUGUGCAACCUCUGGAGUUUGAAAACGGUGAAUUCUACCCCAGAAAGUCAGUCUACAAGGUUGGAGAUAAAAUACAGUUCUCCUGCUACAGCGGGUUCAGAGUGUAUGGCUCCUCGUUUUUAUCCUGCCAGCCGAACGGGAAAUGGAAUGGUUCACUGCCAAUAUGUGACGAUGAUGCGGCAUUUUGUCAUAACCCAGGUAUUCCUUUUGGAUCACGCAAGUCUGGUAAAGAUUACAACUUAGAGGGUGUGGUGACCUACACAUGUCCGGCAAAUCUCAUUCCUUCAGGAACUUUGAAAAGGGUAUGUCUGUCAAACCACCAGUGGUCUGGGAAAGAACCGUCAUGUGAAAGCAGAUACAGCUUUGAUACUGCAGAGGAUAUUGAGGAAGCUCUGAACAAUACCAUGCUUUCACUACUUCAUCGCCAAGGUAACACUGAAGAAAAACUCAAUGUUUAUCUCCUGAUUGAUGCAUCUCAAAGUGUGGGAAAAGACAAUUUUCAACUUGGCGUGGGUUUCCUGAUGAAUCUAAUUCUAAAGAUGUCAAAUUAUGCGAUACAAGCAAAAUAUGCCAUUGUGGUAUUUGCGUCUCAAGCAAAGACAAAACUUGCAUUGACUGAAAAAGCAAAUCAAGAUCCAAAGGCUGUCAUUAACAUUCUGAAAGAGCUGAGCUACAGUGAAUUUGAAGAAAGCCCUGGUACCAAUACUGGAGAAGCACUUCUGCAAGUGGUGGCAUUAAUCAAUUCAUACAAACAACAACAACAACACCUUCCAAUACCGUGGAAUCAAAAUAAACAUAUCUCAUUUAUUGUCACAGACGGCCGCUCCAAUAUGGGACCACCUCCCAAGAUUGUUAUGAAUGAGAAGUUUGCGGACAUUCCCAUGGAUAUUUACACGUUUGGAAUUGGAAAUGUCUACAAGGAAGAGCUCGUGUCAAUUGCUUCCCAGAAGAAGGGUGAACGGCAUUCAUUUAUGUUGCUGAAUUACAGAGAGCUUCAGAAAAUUGGGAUUGUUAAUACAGAUAAAACAUUAUACUACAAAUGUGGUAUUGCAACAUAUCAUGAACUCUUCAGAUUAUCUCGGAUCUUUAAUGGAAAAGCCACAAAUAUUACAGAAUGGCCCUGGCAUGUCCGAAUACAAAUAGGAGAGCAUCAUUCCUGUGGAGGAACCAUCAUUUCACCUCAUUGGAUAAUGACAGCAGCACACUGUUUUUCAAUGAUUCCUCCUGAUGGGGAUAUCUCUCGACGAGUGAGCGUCUUCAUAGGUUCACAUUUACCAUCUGGUGGAGAACACAGAAGUGUGAAGCGAGUGUUGAUACAUGACAAAUAUAAUGAACGGGCUAUGCAACGAGAAUUACCAGGAUCUGAGUUUUAUGAUUAUGAUAUAGCCAUCUUGGAACUUCAUCAUCAUUUGACAUUUGGAGAUACAAAACAGCCUGUUUGCUUACCAUGCACCAAAGAUUCAGCUGAAAUAUUAAAAUUAGAAGGAACCGUUUGGAAAGACUGGGAAGAGUUUUGCCACAAACACACUGCUCAACAAAUAUUGACUGAAAACGGAGAAGGAAUCAUUACAGGGUUUGGAAUGGUUAAUGCAACUGCAAUACCUACACAACUUCAACAGGCCACCAUUCAACUUAAAGACAACUCUGCUUGUUUAGAAGAAUUUGUGAAAUUCCAUAGACCUUUCAGCGCAGACACACUCAAAACAUUUAUAACAAAAAAUAUGCUGUGUGCUGGCGGUACUGGAGCUGAUGCCUGUAAAGGCGAUUCUGGAGGACCAUUUAUUGUGAAAAGAUCGGAGCGUUGGAUUCAGAUUGGUGUUGUAAGCUGGGGAGUUACUCCAAUCUGUGGUGGUGGACAAAGGAAUGGCUUAUACACAAAUGUUGUACAGAUGAUGCAGUGGAUUAAAUCACAUGUCUAUGAUAUCGAUUUUAGAGCAAAUGGGCAAGUUUUAUAACACCAAAUAGUAACAUAUCUGGUGUGGACCAAUCCGUUUCAAAGACGAUGCAUAUAUUAUCAGAGUACGUUUUUUGUUUGCAUUCUGACCACAAUUAUUGUGGUUAAUGCAGACAUGAUUCCUUAUAACACCUGUUUUGUUGCCAGAAAAAAAGGGGAAAAUCUAUUCUCAGUAACUGAUCAUUAUCUUAAACCAACAGAAUAACCUCAACUCAUAAAAAAUUAACCCGUAAAAGUUUUUCACUAUAAAUCCUUUAUAUGCGUGGCGGCUAGAGUCCUCUCGUCCUCUGGCUUGAGAUGGCUGCCACCUAUGGGUCAGAUGAUUGCCUGCCACCAUUAAGCAAUUGGUAAUUAAAUAUAAUUUUUAAAAUCCUAAAAAGUGUAACAUUUUGGAUUUUCUUUUCACGAAAAUAAAUUGUCACGCACAACGGGUCUGUGUGCAAAAUGUCAGCUCGAUUGGAUCACGGGAAGUGGGUUAAAAAACGACUGAAAGAUUUGCACGGUCGUAAGCGCGCAAGCAAGUGAACUUAAUAUAAAGGAUUUAAAAAUAGACUGUAAUACAAGGACUACAGUAUAUUAAUUUCAAUGUUUACUCUGAAAUGAAAGCCUUACCAUGUGUUAAAGUGUUGUCCUUAUAUAUGUAUUGCUGUUUUUUUCCACUUUUCCCUCUAAAUGAGAGAAGUUAUUAAGUUAGCUGCACAACAGAGUGAUGGUUGUUAUGUGUCAUUAAAACUGCUGAUUUACGCACUAACCUUGCAUCACUGGCAAAUAUUUCAAUCACAGUCAUCAAAUGUGAAAUUAAGAUUGUGUAGGAAGAGUGUAUAAAUGCAUGUUGAAACUGUUAUGAUGAAGGGAAAUUUAAUUGCGAUUUAAUCACGGAUGAUACAAUUUACAUAUUGCAAUUUUGGCAGGAAAUAAUGGCCAAAAGCUGUGUUUUUCAGAAUUAUAGCCCCCAACUAUCGAGUGUUGAUUGGGAAAUCUGGGAGUUGGAGUUUUACAUCCUGAACAGAUUACUAUCAGCAGGUUUGGCUUUGUUGGUUUUUUAAUGCUCUGCCUCCCCAUGUGAAGGGCUGUGAUCAUUUUUGGAAGCGCACUGGCAUUACCAGCCACUCUGCGUCUCAGAUGAGAUUAUGUUGUGGUCUUUGAGAGAUAUUUAAGCACUGACUGCAAACCCUUAUUUUUGCUGGGAAGUCAUGCCAGAAGAAAUUUCAGCCAUUCUCAAUCUACCAGUGGAUCUAGGCCACCCCGCACCAUGUUAUUCAGGGUCAGUGCUGGUUAGUGAAAAGGGGGAGGGCAGGACCAGUUCUCGUAUAUUUCCACUGAUAGCCAUGGCCAGGAAUCAAACUUGAGUCACCGGAUUCUUAGCAUAGCGCAUUAACCAAUGGACAACCACUCUACGCUUUUCACUCGUAUAUGAUUACAUAAAGCGUAUGAUUAUGGCUGUGGCUCAUUAUGUAUAUAUAUCUGUGCGGACAGCGGCUCUGUCAUUUCUGAUCAAGCCCUGUGAGGCGUUGCCAGGGUUGUGCAUCUGUGAUGUCGUGGAUGUAAUGCUCUGGAUGCAAAUUUGUGGGUGUGCAGCUGUGGGUGUUCUGAUAUUGGUGAUGCUGUG
Lethenteron reissneri (Far Eastern brook lamprey) is the source of this 3902-nucleotide messenger RNA. Its product is annotated as complement factor B-like. Gene Ontology annotation, molecular function: serine-type endopeptidase activity. Gene Ontology annotation, biological process: proteolysis; response to bacterium; complement activation. Gene Ontology annotation, cellular component: extracellular exosome; extracellular region. NCBI's taxonomy places the organism in Eukaryota, Metazoa, Chordata, Hyperoartia, Petromyzontiformes, Petromyzontidae. The record is from RefSeq and is a predicted model, not a curated record.